This is a messenger RNA of Glycine soja, 1396 nucleotides long. RefSeq names its product GDP-fucose transporter 1. The coding region runs from base 196 to 1251 and encodes 351 amino acids. The transcript has a single exon. The record is from RefSeq and is a predicted model, not a curated record. NCBI's taxonomy places the organism in Eukaryota, Viridiplantae, Streptophyta, Magnoliopsida, Fabales, Fabaceae. Gene Ontology annotation, cellular component: Golgi apparatus. Gene Ontology annotation, molecular function: antiporter activity; GDP-fucose transmembrane transporter activity.
AAUGAGGCUUUUGGGUUGUUUUGUGUCUCUUUCUCUUGAGAUAAGAUUUGAGUUUGGGCAUGUGUGAGCUGUGGCUUUGCAGGGAAGAAGAGUGUCAGUAGAAAAUAAAUGUCCUCUUCCCAGGGACACUCUCUAUUUCACAGAUCUAUAUCUAAGUGUCGGUGAUCCCCUUUCUCCUUCCUUCUCUGAGAGACAAUGACAAUGACGUGGGCGCGAUUCGAUUCGUGGAAGCAGCAAUACUACACCACAAGCGGCGUGGUGGUAGGUUACGCAGUAUGCUCCAGCCUCCUGGCCAUCAUCAACAAAUACGCCAUCACCAAAUUCAACUACCCAGGCCUCUUAACCGCGCUCCAGUACCUCACCUCCGCACUCGGCGUCUACGUCUUUGGGAAAUUAGGGUUUCUCCACCACGACCCCUUCACCCUCCCCACCGCCAAAAAAUUCUUCCCCGCCGCCCUCGUCUUCUACCUCGCCAUCUUCACCAACACCAAUCUUCUCCGCCAUGCCAACGUCGACACCUUCAUCGUCUUCCGAUCCCUCACCCCUCUCCUCGUCGCCCUCGCCGACACCGUCUUCCGCAGCCAGCCCUGCCCCUCCAACCUCACCUUCCUCUCCCUCCUCGUCAUCCUCGCCGGCGCCUUCGGCUACGUCGCCACCGACUCCGCCUUCACCCUCACCGCCUACUCCUGGGCCUUCGCCUACCUCAUCACCAUCACCACCGAGAUGGUCUACAUCAAGCACAUGGUCAUGAGCCUCGGCCUCAACACAUGGGGCUUCGUCUUCUACAACAACCUCCUCUCUCUUAUGAUGGCUCCCUUUUUCUCCUUCGUCACCGGCGAGAACGUCGAGAUUAUCGCCGCGGUUAGAUCCGGCGGCCUUUUCGACCCCGCCGCCUUCUACGCCGUCUCCCUGUCUUGCCUCUUCGGCUUGCUCAUUAGUUUCUUCGGGUUCGCGGCCAGGAGGGCCGUUUCCGCCACCGCGUUCACCGUCACCGGCGUGGUGAACAAGUUUCUCACUGUGGCGAUCAAUGUACUUAUUUGGGAUAAGCAUGCUAGCCCCAUUGGUUUGGUUUGCUUGUUUUUUACCAUUGUUGGUGGGAUUCUUUACCAGCAGUCUGUGACUGGGCUUGGGAGUGCUCCGGCCCAGCCCAAACAGUUGGAUACUGAAAGCAACAAAGGUGGUGGCGAAGAUGAUGACGAUGGUGAUUUGACAGGUGAGAGUGAUGGCUUGAUUAAAGCUACUUCUAUAUAAGCAUUUGUACUAUUUAUUUUCACGUUUAAGCUGUAAUGCCUGUAUAAUUAUUGUCUUAUUUCAGCAACAUUAGGAAAGAAAUUAUAUGCAAUGUGAGGUGUAUUGUUUUCAGAAGGAUAUCUAUGGAAUUUUAAUUUUGCUUCCA